Molecule: messenger RNA, 1734 nt
Organism: Melampsora larici-populina 98AG31
Lineage: Eukaryota; Fungi; Basidiomycota; Pucciniomycetes; Pucciniales; Melampsoraceae
Exons: 2
Coding region: 1-1734 (577 amino acids)
Source: RefSeq, a predicted model, not a curated record
AUGGUGGUAUAUAUUGUUCUUGAAUCAUCAUCGAAUGCUUUCAAACGCACUCCCUUCCAGCUCUACGGGAGAUGGUCAUACAUCAAAAAGUCUCGAGACCUUGAAUGGCUCUGUGAACCAAGGCUAUAUCUCCGACAAUGGUUCAAGACCAUUUCCACUGAUGCCCGCGGAGCUCAUGGUCACAACAGUGUUUGGUAUCAUUGGAACAAGCAAAGAGCAGGCUCAUUGGUGGAAGGCGACCAAAAGAUUGAAUACCAUGCAGACGCAACUCUCAGGAAGAAACCCUCCGCUGCUCCCAUUGAUACAUCACUUGAUCCGGCCUCAUCUGACACUACAACGUCCAGCAUCAGAAAUAAACGCCCAAGUUGGGUACCUGGAACCUCGUUCUUUGAAGAGACAGGUCUUGUGCGAGAAUCAUCAGGUUAUCCAGAACAAGGAUCUUUGCACCAGAUCAGCAACAAAGACGUGGCACUAACCAAAGGGAGAAAUAUGUCUUUGAUAAAACCUGACCUGGAUGAUGCGGUGCCAGGUGCAAAGUCUUCACAACACCAGACUGAUAAGAUUAUUCCAAUUAUCCCAUUUCUCAAAGAAGAAAAAGAAAAUCGAGUAGUAGAUCAGAAAUGUCGCAGUAUCAAAGGAGAAAACCAGGAGGACAAGGUGCAUGCGGACAACCAAGGGCCAAAGUUGAAUCAAGUACCAGAUUUGACAAAUGCCACAGCAGCAGUAAACCCCCAUAAGAAAAAGAAAUGUAUUUCAAAACUCUCCAAGGGGAAAUGGGGCUCAACGUCAAAAAAAUCCAAUCAAUCAGAAACAGGCACAGACAAUGAGAAGAUUGUGGCAGAAAAAUCAAGUGAAUCACUCAAGGUGGAUCAACACAAUGACACACAGCAGGAAUCUAUGAACCCACAUCAAACCAAGACUGAUCAUGAUAAGUUUGGUGAUCAUACAGGAUCCUUUGCAAAAGAGAGUGGCAAUAACAAGCUACAGGAACAAAAUCAAAACCCAAAUCAGACAGAAUCAAACACAAUCAAAACCCAUAUCAAAGAAGAAAUCAACUCACAACAACAGCAUAAGACUCCAAAGUUAACCACCCCUAACCAAAAAACUAGGCCCCUCAGAAGAGUUUUUGAACAAGGAACAAUUGAUAAAGGAGGAAAGAAAUUUCUUGCUCGAAUUGAAAGCAGUUCUUCAGGAGAAAAUCCUGAACUAAAAUUAGAAAACAAUUCACAAAAAGCAAGUGUUGGAGGAAAGCCUGGAGUGAAAUCAGGAAAUGAUUCUCAAAAAGGCUGCAAAAAAGAUAUUCUUGAUGAAAAAUCAGCAGUAAAAGCAGAAACUAAUCCUGGAAAGGAGACUCUGCAAGGAAUUUCUUCAGCACAAGUAGAAACUUCAUCAAAGCAAGAAAAUAUACAUGGGUCUUACAUUUUCAAGGACAAAGCACCUUCAAUGGAAGAAGUAUUGUCUCAGGCCAUCAAAGAAAUGUCCCCAAAACAAGACACAAUCAUGGAACACACAACAUCUAAAGAACAGACCUCUGAUAAAGAAGAAAACAUUCAAACCAAAAAAUUGAUGCAAGGAGAUAAAGAAGAUCUACACAAUCCUUCAAAGAAUCCUAACCAAGAAGGUCUUUAUGAAUUUCCAAGUAUUGCCUCUAAAGAUCAAACUUUUCAAGGAAAAAGUGUUGAUAAGCCAAAUGAUAAUCACCACAUUGUGACACAGCUUGGAGAAGCACAAUAG